Messenger RNA from Erpetoichthys calabaricus (reedfish), 671 nucleotides. Its product is annotated as natriuretic peptides A-like. Gene Ontology annotation, biological process: negative regulation of systemic arterial blood pressure; neuropeptide signaling pathway; receptor guanylyl cyclase signaling pathway. Bases 49 to 483 code for a protein of 144 amino acids. The transcript has 3 exons. Gene Ontology annotation, molecular function: hormone activity; hormone receptor binding. The record is from RefSeq and is a predicted model, not a curated record. NCBI's taxonomy places the organism in Eukaryota, Metazoa, Chordata, Cladistia, Polypteriformes, Polypteridae. Gene Ontology annotation, cellular component: nucleus; cytoplasm; extracellular region.
GAACUGGCUAAAAUCGAGACGAGGAGUGAAGAGAACACUUGUGAGAAAAUGUGGAUGAAGACAGCAGUUAUAUACACAGGAGUUUUCCUAUUGCUUUGCUAUUAUGUUCCAGCCACAGGAAACCACCUUUCCAGCCCAUACUCAAAUAAAGAUCUCUCCAACUUAAAGGUUCUUCUUGAGCGCUACUUUGAAAACCUGGGUGAAGAGGAACCAGCUGAGAAUAUGGCAGAAUAUGAUGUUGCAUCUCAGGAUUUGGAUAACCAAGCCAGCUCUCCAUGGGACAGGGAAAAGGAAAAAGAGGGACAGUGGAAUAUGGGAGACUCUAGGAAACCAUUUGAUGGGUACAAAUCUGACAGCAGCCGACUCCGAGACCUCUUGCUAGCCCCGAGAAACAGCAGGGGCACUUCAGGGUGCUUCGGAUCAAGAAUCGAUCGAAUAGGUUCUUCAAGUUCCUUGGGAUGUGGUGGCAUGAAAAAAGGUUAGAAAAGAACACUGAAGAUUACACAAGAAUAUGCUAACUUUCUGCACAACUUAUUCCUUCUGUUACACCAGAAAUUUUUUUGGCCAAACUGUCUUCAGUAUAUCCUCACAUAGUUUAUUGAUUGUCAUAUCAUUGCAAGUGUUCAUAUGUUUUGGUUAAAUGUUUAAUUGAAAUAAAAUCUAACAAAAUA